Messenger RNA from Penicillium alfredii, 1062 nucleotides. Its product is annotated as GOLPH3/VPS74 family protein. Lineage: Eukaryota; Fungi; Ascomycota; Eurotiomycetes; Eurotiales; Aspergillaceae. The coding region runs from base 1 to 1062 and encodes 353 amino acids. Gene Ontology annotation, biological process: Golgi organization; Golgi to plasma membrane protein transport; Golgi vesicle budding. Gene Ontology annotation, molecular function: phosphatidylinositol-4-phosphate binding. Gene Ontology annotation, cellular component: Golgi cisterna; cytosol; trans-Golgi network. The transcript is spliced from 4 exons. The record is from RefSeq and is a predicted model, not a curated record.
AUGGCCUCAGCCGGGGGCUUGACUCGCCGCAGAGGUGGUGGUCGAGUCGGAGGCGCCGACGAGCAAGAUGACAGCCGAGUCUCCUCGCCCGUCUCCAGAAACGGGUCUGCAAUGGAUAACCGCGGGCCCGAGACCUCGUUCACCAGCACCGAGAAUGGCCAUAAGAUCGCGUUCGACCCUCGCGACAUCAGCGAAACCGAAGAACGCAGCAAGCAACCCAAAUUGACUCUGAUGGAGGAAGUGCUCUUGUUGGGACUGAAGGAUAAGCAGGGUUAUCUGUCUUUCUGGAACGAGAACAUCUCAUACGCCCUGCGAGGUUGCAUUGUCAUUGAGCUCGCGCUCCGUGGCCGGAUCACCAUGCAGAAGGAUUCGUCGCGGCGGCGCUUUCCUCUCGCCGACCGCUUGAUCGAAGUCAUCGACGAUACAUUGACGGGAGAGGUCUUGCUGGACGAGGCGCUCAAGAUGAUGAAGUCGAGUGAGAGGAUGAGCGUCAACUCGUGGAUCGAUUUGAUGAGUGGCGAGACGUGGAACCUGAUGAAGAUCGGCUAUCAAUUGAAACAAGUGCGCGAGCGACUGGCCAAGGGACUUGUGGAUAAGGGAAUUCUGCGAACCGAAAAACGAAACUUCCUCCUUUUCGACAUGGCCACCCAUCCUGUGGCCGACGGCGGCGCCAAGGAUGACAUCCACCGACGCGUGCGCAACAUUUGCAGCAACCGCACAGUGCUCAUUCCCCCCAGUACGUGGCUCCCCGAGGAUGCUGAAUUCCGAUACCUGCGAACGGUGACCAUGGUUUGCGCCGCCUAUGCGGCUAACGUGCUGGAGAACGCCUUGGUCACGAUGAGCCACGAGUCGCGCGAGAGAUCAUUUGCCCAGGUGGACGAGCUGCUGGCCGAAUACUCGCAAUGGCCAUUUGCUCGGAGGGCUGGCGGUUCGCAGGCCAUUGGAGCGAACCUGGCCCAAGCUAUCAAUGAGGAAGUCAAUCGGGGCAAGGAUAAAGAGCUUCAGUUGGAGGUUGUUGCCGCAUGCUUGAGCGUCUUCACCAGACUUGAUUCCCUACUUUAA